UGAAAGAGACCCAAAGUGGUUCGUUUUUAGUAGUUAAUCAUUCCUGGAAACGAUUUAGACGAAGUAUCAAGUGAGAUGCAUAGAGUAACCGUUUUUGCGUUCCUUGCUGUGUUAGUUUUAGGCAGUAUUCCGAGAUCACAAGCCAACAGUUGUAUUGGACGCCCGGAUGGCUCUUUUGUGAACGAUUUUACGGAAUGUGAAGCCUUUUUCACGUGUAUCCGCGAAACACAAGUGCCUGGCCGUUGUCCUGAUGGGUUCUAUUUCAAUGAAGAACGCCAGCUCUGUGAUAACCAAUGGAAUGUAGUUUGUCUCCUUUGCAUUGGACCCGAAGAAGAACCCGAAGUGGUGGAUCCUGAAACCUUCAUUACACCCGAAUUUUUCCCAAUCGAAAAUGAAUGUCGAAAAUAUACGCUUUGUGCUAACGGCGUUGGAUUCUUGAGAGAAUGCUCUGCAGGUCUUAUGUUCAACCCGGAAUCCCUGACGUGUGAUUUGGAGGAUAACGUAGACUGUGUUGAAAGUAUGUGUCCAAAUAAUAUCAACCCAAUGGAGGCAACGAUGGUUCCGGAUCCCGCGGAUUGCAGUCGAUACUAUAUUUGCUUCCAACGACAACCAAUCGGAGGAACGUCACACGCGUGCAAUGAUGGUCUACUGUUUGAUCCCAUCAACAUGCGAUGCGAUUUUGAGGAAAAUGUUGAAUGUGAGGUAGUAACAGUGCCUCCAAAUCUAACCGAAUGUCCUCCGACUGGACUGCACUACAUUCCGGAGACCGGAUCCUGCGAAUCCUACUUCAUCUGUCUGGACGGUGACAAGAUCGGUCCUCUGCAGUGCGCUGAUGGCUUAAUCUUCGAUAUUAACACAAGUAACUGUCGACCACGAACUGAUGAAGGAUCCCAGUGCAUUACGGAUCCCCCGGUUACCCCUGCGAUAUUUUUGGGGUAUUAUUGAAAGUUUAUUCUGUGU
Molecule: messenger RNA, 960 nt
Organism: Ochlerotatus camptorhynchus
Lineage: Eukaryota; Metazoa; Arthropoda; Insecta; Diptera; Culicidae
Product: protein obstructor-E-like
Exons: 2
Coding region: 76-945 (289 amino acids)
Cellular component (GO): extracellular region
Molecular function (GO): chitin binding
Source: RefSeq, a predicted model, not a curated record